GCGAAAACUGUUGGUGAUGCACUUUAUGUCUUGUGGAGUGUUAAUAGUGGAACACUUCCAGGAAACGUAUCUGGUCCAAUUGACUUCCGAGUCCACUUCUGCCCACUGAACAUGUUUCAGGAACUAUAUUGUCAACAAGUAAAUAUCACACUUUGCAAUGCUACCUACCAGAAACUACCAUAUUUAUCAGCUAAUAUUUCAACACAGCAAGAUGAGUUGACAGAUUACAUCAGAGCUGGUCAUCCUUUAUCAUUAUUUGUGAAAAAUAGUUCAACUAGCACCAGUGCCAAUUGGAAUGAAACAAGUGCAGAAUUCAUGUGCAUUGUCAAUAAUAUAGACGAAUGUUUGGCUGCUCACGAAGGACCGUUGUCAGAAUUGAAAGGUCAGGUCUUGAUCAUUGCAUCAUAUGGCAUUAACAAAGAAGAAAAAAUUCUUGAUGUAAAACAAAAUCAAG
Molecule: messenger RNA, 454 nt
Organism: Paramuricea clavata
Lineage: Eukaryota; Metazoa; Cnidaria; Anthozoa; Malacalcyonacea; Plexauridae
Source: the annotation of a GenBank genome assembly